CAUUGUUUUCAAUCCGAAUGUGCAUUCCAUCUACUCCAGUCAACAGUAUAUAAAGAUGCUGCAGGUGGAUGAGAGGCACCCGGGCACAGACCAGUUCGCUGCACCAUGGCUUCCACAGAGGUGCUACUGCUUCAGCUGCUCCUGGUCUCACUGGCGUCUGCGUCACAUAACUUUGGGGGAAUGGCGACCUACACCUACAGAGGACAGAACCCUGAUGGAACGUUUAGGGUGGACCUUCGCAGCAGGUCAACGUUCAGGUGGUGUGGCUACACUCACUGGUGGCACUGUUACGGGAGCAACUGUGGCAAUGUCUCUAUAACCCAGUUGGGUUAUAUCGACGCCAACGCCAACGUAUCACGAUAUGGACACACUUGUGAGAUUGAAACCAUCACUACGACUGAUGUCAGAAGUGACAAACCUUUUCAGAUGAGGGCAGAUAGCUGCUGCUGGGUGAGUGCGGCCAAUCCGGUUCGCAAUUGGCAUCUGCUGACUGAGGUAGAUCUGGGAAAAAGGUCUGACACCAAGCAACCAAACAGAUCCCCAGACAUCGCCAUCCUACCUUUCCUCCGAGUUCCUCAGAACUGCCCCAGGACAUACAAGCUCACGUCUUUUGAUCCUGAUGGGGACAAAGUUCGAUGUCGAUAUGGACAAGUCAGGGGGAAGGAGUGCAGCUCUUGCAACCUGCCUUCAGGCUUCCUCUUAGACCAGGACUCUUGCAAAUUGCACUACAACAACACCCGAGCUGACACCAGGGUUCUUGGAUUUGAGUUGGUGGUGGAGGAUUUCCCACAAGGCUACAUCAAUCUGCAAUACAGAGACGGGUCCAGAUCCGUCCGGGCUCCUCUGACUUUGAGGAGAGGAAAGAGAGCAGUCACCUCUUGGUGUUUUUGUGGAUCUUUUAUACUCAAACAACCCUGCAUGUACUUUGAAAGCCUCUGGCAGAAUCCUUAA
Messenger RNA from Paralichthys olivaceus (Japanese flounder), 951 nucleotides. The record is from RefSeq and is a predicted model, not a curated record. Lineage: Eukaryota; Metazoa; Chordata; Actinopteri; Pleuronectiformes; Paralichthyidae.